AUGGCCAACACACAGAAUCCCCCAGCCGUCCCUCCUACACAACCCGCCCCUCCUCAGGCCUCGACGAACACCACCCCGCGCUUCUCUCCACAGGAUGUCACCGUCGUUUUCCUGCUAGGUGGACCGGGCAGCGGCAAGGGCACGCAAUCCACCAACCUAGUCCGCGACUACGGUUUCAUCCAUCUGUCCGCAGGCGAUCUGCUGCGCGCGGAACAGGUCCGCGAGGGAAGCCAGUACGGCGACCUCAUCCGCACGUACAUCAAAGAGGGCAAGAUCGUGCCCAUGGAGAUCACGGUGGCGCUGCUGUCGAACGCCAUGGCCGAUGCGUUGGCGGCCGGUGCCGGCGCUACCGCUGACGGUGGGAAGAAGAAGGCCCGAUUCCUAAUCGACGGGUUCCCGCGCAAGCUCGACCAGGCCGUGUUCUUCGAGGAUACCGUCUGCCCGUCGGAAAUGACUCUGUUCCUGGACUGCCCCGAGGAGGUGAUGGAGAAGCGGUUGCUCAAGCGCGGGGAGACCUCGGGGCGUGACGACGACAAUGCCGAGUCGAUCCGCAAGCGGUUCCGGGUGUUUGUUGAGACCAGUAUGCCGGUUGUGCGGGCCUUCGAGGAACAGCAGAAGGUCUUGUCUGUCUCCGCUACGGGGGCGGUCGAUGAAGUGUAUGCCAGAAUCAGGGAGGGACUCGAGAAGAAGGGUGUCCAGCCUAUCUGA
Aspergillus udagawae is the source of this 708-nucleotide messenger RNA. It is a transcript of the gene ura6, whose product is annotated as uridylate kinase ura6. The transcript has a single exon. Gene Ontology annotation, molecular function: UMP kinase activity; ATP binding. Gene Ontology annotation, cellular component: nucleus; cytoplasm. Bases 1 to 708 code for a protein of 235 amino acids. The record is from RefSeq and is a predicted model, not a curated record. Lineage: Eukaryota; Fungi; Ascomycota; Eurotiomycetes; Eurotiales; Aspergillaceae. Gene Ontology annotation, biological process: UDP biosynthetic process; CDP biosynthetic process; 'de novo' pyrimidine nucleobase biosynthetic process.